UGAAGAGAGUUAUCUCCUCAAACCUGUAUCAAUGGCUGCCGUGUGCUCUGCCAGGCUAUCCUUCCUUGCUGGUGGAAAGGCAGGACAAGUUGUUGGGAUAAACAGAUGAAUGGUGUGCUCUGUAAAUGUGGCAUACAAGGCUGCGUGUGCUAAUGUUUAACUUGUCUCUUGUUUUUCUUUCCAUCCAUUAGGCAAUACUGAGUGGUGCACAUCUCAACAAAGUCUCCUAGCAACCUUUCCUGCAGGGCUGAAUGACAGCAGAAGCUGCCAGGUGAACCCGUGAGCCUGUAAGGAGGCGAAACCGGGACACACCAUGGGUCAGAAGGUCACAGGUGGGAUAAAGACUGUGGAUAUGAGGGACCCUGUGUACAGGCCGUUGAAACAGGAGCUCCAAGGACUCGACUACAGCAAACCCACACGGCUGGACUUGCUGCUGGACAUGCCUCCCGUGUCCUACGAAGUGCAGUUGUUGCACUCGUGGAACAACGACGACCGCUCGCUGAACGUGUUCGUGAAGGAGGACGACAAACUCAUAUUUCACCGGCAUCCGGUGGCCCAGAGCACAGACGCCAUCAGGGGCAAGGUGGGGUACACCCGGGGGCUGCACGUGUGGCAGAUCACCUGGGCCAUGCGGCAGCGGGGCACCCACGCCGUGGUCGGGGUGGCCACGGCAGAUGCCCCCCUGCACUCGGUGGGGUACACGACCCUGGUGGGGAACAACCACGAGUCGUGGGGCUGGGACCUCGGCCGCAACAGACUCUACCACGACGGCAAGAACCAGCCCAGCAAAACCUACCCUGCCUUCCUGGAACCAGAUGAGACUUUCAUUGUGCCCGACUCCUUCCUGGUGGUCCUGGACAUGGAUGAUGGGACACUGAGCUUCAUUGUGGACGGGCAGUACAUGGGGGUUGCGUUCCGAGGACUCAAAGGGAAGAAGCUGUACCCGGUGGUGAGCGCGGUGUGGGGACACUGUGAGAUACGGAUGUGCUACUUGAACGGACUCGACCCUGAACCACUGCCUUUGAUGGACUUGUGUCGGCGAGCUGUGAGGCUGGCUCUGGGCAAGGAGAGACUGACUGAGAUCCCCACACUGCCCCUGCCAGCCUCCCUCAAGAGUUACCUGCUCUACCAAUGACCUUCGUGUCUGAGGACAGAGAGCUGGAACCAAGGCAACACUCAGAGCUGACCCACUGAGCAACGGGCUCUCCACCCUCGUGUCAUCGCUACUGUUGGGACUCCUUGGCCAAAGUAUUCCUGCCACUGCUUAAGCCUCCAUGUGCCCUUGUUGGCAAGCUCCCAAGUAAUCCUUGUUUCACAACUGAGUGUUUUGUUCUCUGGAAGUCACUUCCCCAGCACACUUACAAGAAGGGACACUCACAGAAGCUCUGUGCUUCCCUGCUUCUCCUGAGAAAAGCUGUGCUUUGUCCUUUGGGCACAAGGGCCUAGGAGUGAAUGAUUUGUCUGUACCAGCUAAAGGGAAGAACAUAAUCUGGGGAAAGGGAAGGCAUUAGGAAAGGUUAAGACUGGGUCCUAAGAAUGGAAAGGCAUGAGAUGUCCAGCAGAGUUGGAAAGAGUCUGGAAUACCAAGAGGAAUUAAUUGCUGAGUUUUUAAAAAGAAACAAACAAAAAAAACAAACUAAAAAAAGUACAACCCCAAGCCCUGAAACACCAAAACUAAAACCCUUCCACCAGGACACUUGUUAUUUGGAGGAGGAGGUUGUGUUGCUGAUGUCUGUAUCUCUGCUGGAACUUCUCACCAUGUUCUGGUGCUGUUUCACAGGUCACGAAUCCCAUGUUCUUGUUUGUCACCGUUGCUUUCUCCUGCUCUGUUCUCUUCUCUGCCUCUUCUUAGAGGGUUUGACUCAGUUGACUGAGCAGUCAGGUGUCUUCACCUGCCUUCUUCCCAACGUGAAACUGCAGGAUCGGGGAUACUUGCUGAUGUGGGGACAGGGAAGGGACAAGCUUCUGCAACAGGGGGCAGAAGAUGGAGACCAGCUUUAUGAGCUGAGAGUUGUUACACAGCUACAGGCCCUGUCACCUUGGGUCUGUUUUCUAAUCUGUUCCGUGGUAGGGCUUUAGAGGAACAUAUUGAUGUGUUUCUCUGAUGGCUCUGCCAGGGAAUUUUCUUCUUGGACAAGCUGCUUAUAUUCAUCCAAACCAUGCUUCCUUCUGUCAUAGACCAUUAGCAUAAUCUCCAUUUAACUAUGCAGCAGGAAUAGUUCUCCCUGUUUCUUGCUUGGGGGUGGGAAGUUGUCCCAGAGAAGGUGGUACCAGUAUGGGCUGCAGAAGUACUGUCAGCAGAUGACAAAUCCAGGAGGUGAUUGCUGCAGAAUGUCACUUGUGAGACCUUGGCAGAGGCCAGCGGGGUGAUCUUCAGGCACAGCAAGAAGAAACUAAACCUCUCCAGAGCUGGGGGGCAGGAGAGAACUGCAAUAAACAGGACAAGCAAUUCAGGCAAAAUCAGCACAUCCCAAAUAGAUUCUCACCUCAGUAGCCGAGUAAAGAGGAUGACACUCCUUUACUAGCAGGAGCUGCUCUCUUGACCUCUCCACAGGUUACUAUGCUGCCUUUCUGGGGUUAUUUUGCACAUUUCUUUGUCUUGAAAAAAUGUUUGUGUGGUUGGUUUUUUUUGCUCUUGAGUUAUUCCUUCAGUUCUGUGUAGGUACAAAUGAGUUUAGUUGUUGAAAAUGUUAAUAUAUAUAUUUGUGGUGUAUGUAUAAGAACAUGUUUUAAACAGCUGCUGUAGGGUACCUUUUUUAAAAUAAACUACUUGCAUAGUAUAUUUUUUAAAGCACAGAAUUGGUGCCAAGACUGGGUGGGGUGUGAUGUGCCCCUUUUUUAUUCUAAUAUUAUAUGAUUUUGUUUUUUCAGUGUAGGGGUUUGUACUAGUUUCUGUUGCAGGGUGGGACACAAGAAAAUUCAGUGUGUGUGGAGCCCUACUUGGUUGCCUUCAACUUGAACCAGUGUCUUCCAGAACUCCAGGGAAGUAGCUGUGUUCUCCCUACUUCUAAUGCUCUUUGUGCUCCCACGUUUCCCUCUCUUCUCACUUCACCAGGACAUUACUUUGUACAGUUUUAAAUUCUGACUAUUUUAUGACUGUAGAUAAUACUCAGUAACCUAAUAAACUUUAUUAAAUAUUA
Messenger RNA from Chiroxiphia lanceolata (lance-tailed manakin), 3140 nucleotides. RefSeq names its product splA/ryanodine receptor domain and SOCS box containing 1 (gene SPSB1). The transcript has 2 exons. The record is from RefSeq and is a predicted model, not a curated record. Lineage: Eukaryota; Metazoa; Chordata; Aves; Passeriformes; Pipridae. Gene Ontology annotation, cellular component: SCF ubiquitin ligase complex. Gene Ontology annotation, biological process: proteasome-mediated ubiquitin-dependent protein catabolic process. The coding region runs from base 314 to 1135 and encodes 273 amino acids. Gene Ontology annotation, molecular function: protein binding.